This is a messenger RNA of Mobula hypostoma (lesser devil ray), 5964 nucleotides long. RefSeq names its product abhydrolase domain containing 14B (gene abhd14b). The transcript has 5 exons. NCBI's taxonomy places the organism in Eukaryota, Metazoa, Chordata, Chondrichthyes, Myliobatiformes, Myliobatidae. The record is from RefSeq and is a predicted model, not a curated record. Gene Ontology annotation, cellular component: cytoplasm. Gene Ontology annotation, molecular function: hydrolase activity. The coding region runs from base 241 to 876 and encodes 211 amino acids. Gene Ontology annotation, biological process: positive regulation of transcription by RNA polymerase II.
CGGAAUGAGCUGGUGAUCCGCAAGAACGCAGGCUAUGCCGAGUGGGCAACUUUAAAAGCUUCACCCAAAGGACAUAGAGUGGAGUGGUAUUUGUAAUCCUCCAGUCCUCCAGGACCAUGCCGGAAUCAAAUGAUGCUUGAAAGAUCAUGACCAUUGCAUCCAUUAUCUCUUCAGCAACCUCUCUCAGGACUCUGGGAUGUAGUCCAUCUGGCCCAGGAUCUGUGUGUGUAGCUGGUGAUCAUGGCUGCUGCUGCUGAGAUAAAGGAAGGCAAGCUGAAGCUUGAAGGACAGGAGCUGUUUUACAGACGGGCGAUCCCCACCGAACAGCUCCCCAGGCUCUCUGUCCUGUUGCUCCAUGGCAUCCGUUUCUCCUCUGAGACCUGGCUGAACCUUGGAACACUCCAGAAGCUGGCAGAGGCAGGGUACCAGGCAGUGGCCAUCGAUCUACCAGGCCUGGGUAACUCUAAAGAAUUCACUGCUCCAGCCAAAGUGGGGGAGCUUGCUCCCGACAGUUUCCUCUUGAACGUGCUGAAGGGUUUGCAGUUGGAUGCAGUGGUGAUAAUCAGCCCAUCACUGAGUGGAAUGUAUUCACUGCCGUUCCUGUUUGGCCACAGUGAUGUGGUAAAAGGGUUCAUCCCCGUGGCCCCCAUCUGCACUGAGAAGUUCUCCGCUGAGCAGUACGGGAACAUACAGACCCCGACAUUGAUAGUCUACGGUAGCGAGGAUAAGCCGAUGGGAGAGGAGUCAUUUAACAAUCUGAGACACCUUUUUAACAACAAGGUGCAUGUAAUGAAUGGGGCAUCACAUGCCUGCUACCUCAACAAUCCCAACGAGUGGCAUCAGACAGUGUUGGAGUUUCUACAGAAUCUGUCCUAAACCCCCUUGGACAUGGAUCACAGCAAAAGAAUAUUUUACUAUUGAACGAAUCAUUAAUGUCAAUCAUUUAUUAUUACAACAAUCAGAAUACAGCUUGUUUGAUCCCUGAUAUCUUUUCCUCUAAAAUAAUGAUUGACCAGCCCUCCCCACGCUCUUUGACAACAGUUAUGUAAUGCCGUGGUUCAUAUUCUUACUGUUAUGCUGUAUGUCCUUCAUUUUGGCAGUUCUGUAUGAGCAGUCUGUUCUGUUUUCAUGCUUGUUUGGGUUACUGUUGAAGAUGAGAGAGAGGAGAAAUGUGUGCCAUCCAAUUAGGAUGGUCGGAUUAAUGGGAGGUUUCUCUGGUGAGGGACACUAAGGUUGGGCUUGGGCUUUUGUUUGAGAGGAGAUGAAGAGAGAAGACACUGGGGAGAACUGGUCAUAGCAUACCAUCCGGUGGGAGACCCGUUUGUUCAUGAUGGAUUGCGAAUGACAUUCAGAAGGUGGUGUGUGCUUUCAUGUUGACUGAGGGGCCAGUGUGUGAGUGACAGUGAAGUUCAAGAUGAGCGCCAACUUGUACACAUUUGACUGUUUAAUUAGAAUGGGCCCUUUUCUUUUUGUAAUUCUUUACUAACCCUUCAGUUAAGAUUCAUAAAUAUAAUUCCUUUAAUUGUAGACAGUGCACUGUCUGUUAUUUCACGGCAUUAAUUUGUAACAGGGUAGCAAAUGACACAACAUCCACACAAACCGGGGUUUGGGGUAGGAUUGAGCAUGUCUCAAUUUCACGAGUUUGGCUGGGCCAGAGGUUGUCUUACACAGCCACGGAUACCAGGGUGUUUCACUUAUGUCACAUGGAUUCACCUGCUACUCAUCUUUGACAUCCCCUUUGUUCUCCCCAUACCCUUCCUGCAGUAUUAAACACAUUUAACCUCCUCCCUCACUCUUUGUAGUUCUGAAUGAUCAUCCACCCAAAAUGCAAUAUACAGUAUCCUCUUUAUAGUUUGUCUGCUGUGUUUCCAGCAUUUCCCAUUUUAUUUCAGAUUUGCAGAUGAUGGAAGAUUUGUUUUUUGUACUUUUAGGGAGAUCACGAUUUCCAUUAGUUUCAUGAUAAGAUGCCGGAAGUGUUUUUUACACUAUAGUAAUUUUUGUCUUGCUUUGUACUGCUGCUGCAACAAAUUUCGGGAUGUGUAUCAAUGAUAAUAAACCUGAAUCCGAUUCCAACAGCGUGCAAACAGAACUGCACACAAUAUUCCAACUAUUGGAAGUGAUUAGGAUCAGAACAUGGGUUACAUCAACCAACUUGACUCACUGGUGAAUGAAUAAACCAUUUAUUCACUACAUUUGUUCAAAUCCAUAUUCCUUGGCCAAAAGAACAGAAAUGACAACAAUAUCAAGGGAAAUGGCUGAGAUGAGAAUGAAUAAUGUUGUUAAUAGGACCAAAGCUAGUUCAGCAGAUCAGAACAUCCUUAACAGGGAGCCAAGAUCAGAUUGUUGGGAACUUGCUACGAACUAUGUACCUGUAUUCCCAGAUCCCUUUGUUCUACCACACUCCUCAGUGCCCUACCAUUCACUCUGUAAGACCCACCCUAGUUGGUCCUACCAAAGUGUAAAACCUUGCACUUAUCUGCAUUACAUUCCAUCUUUCAUUUUUCUGCCUGAUGCAGAUCCCUCUGCAAGCCAUGAUAGCCUUCCUCGCUGUCCACUACAUCCCAAAUCUUGGUGCCAUUCACAAAUUUGCUGAUCCUGUUAACCACAUUAUCAUCCAGAACAUUGAUGUAGAUGAUAAACAACAAUGGACCCAGCACCAUUCCCUGUUGCACACUAGUCACAGGCCUCCAGUCAGACAGGCAACUAUCUACUACCACUCUCUGGCUUCUCCCACAAAGCCAAUGUCUAAUCCAAUUUACUACCUCAUCCUGAAUGCUGAGCGACUGAAUCUUCUUGCCCAGACUCCCAUGCGGGACCUUGUCAAAUGUCUUACUUAAGUCCACAUAGACAACAUCCACUGCCUUGCCUUCAUCCACUUUCCUGGUAACAUCCUCAAAAAACUCAGAAGAUUGUUUAGACAUGACCUACCAAGCAUGAAGACAUGCUGAUUAUCCUUAAUCAGUCCAUGCCUGUCCAAAUACUUGUGUAUUUGGUCCCUUAGAAUACCUUACAAUAACAUUCCCAUAAAUGAUGCUAGACUCACCGGCCUAUAACUUCCUGGUUUCUGUCAAGAGCCUCUUUUAAAUGGAGGAACAACAUUGGCUAUCCUCCAAUCCUCUGGUACCUCUUCUGUCACUAAGAAUGUUUUAAAUAUUUGCUAGGGCCUCAGCAGUUUCUGUGCUUGCCUCCUUAGGGUCCAGGGGGACACCUUAUCAGGCCCUGGGGAUUUAUCCACCCUGAUUUGCUUCAGGUACCAAACACCUCCUAUCUGUACAGGGUCCAUGUAGUUGAUGCUGCUUUGCAUCUCUUCUAUAGACUCUAUCCCUGUCAAGUAUGCAAAGAAGAUCUCACCCAUCCGUUUUGGCUCCACGCAUGGAUUACCAUUCUGGUCUACUAGAGGACCAAUUUUGUUCCUUGAAAUCCUUUGCUCUUAACAAACCUGUAGAAUCCCUUAAGAUUCUUCUUCACCUUGUCUGCUAGAGCAACUUCAUGCCGCCUUCUAGCCUUCCUGAUUUCUUUCUUGUAUUCCAUAGGUAGCUCAUUUGUUCCUACUUGCUAGGCACCUCCUUUUUUCUCUUAACCAGAGCCUCAAUAUCUCUUGAAAACCAAGGUUCCCUACACUUGUUAUCUUGACAUCUUAUUUUGACAAAAACAAGCUUUGUACUCUCAAAAUUUUGUUUUUGAAGGCCCCCACUGUCCAAGUACACUCUUACCAGAAAACAGCCUGUUCCAAUUCACACUUGCAUUUCUGAUACCAUCAGACUUGGCCUUUCUCCAAUUCAGAAUCUCAACCCACAGACCAGACCUAGCUUUUUGCAUAUUUACUUUGAAACUAACGGCAUUGUGGUCACUGGAUGCAAAGUGUUCCCCUACACAAACUUCUCUCACCUGUCCUGUCUCAUUGCCUAAUAGCAGAUCCAGUAUAGUCUGCUCUCUCAUUGGGACCUCUAUGUACUAAUGAAGGGGACUUUCCUGAACACAUUUGACAAACUCUAUCCUUUCCCAGUCAAUAUGUGGAAAGUUAAAAUCAUAGAAACAUAGAAAAUAGGUGCAGGAGUAGGCCAUUCGGCCCUUUGAGCCUGCACCACCAUUUAUUAUGAUCAUGGCUGAUCAUCCAACUCAGAACCCCGCCUCAGCCUUCCCUCCAUACCCCCUGACCCCCGUAGCCACAAGGGCCAUAUCUAACUCCCUCUUAAAUAUAGCCAAUGAACUGGCCUCAACUGUUUCCUGUGGCAGAGAAUUCCACAGAUUCACCACUCUGUGUGUGAAGAAGUUUUUCCUAAUCUUGGUCCUAAAAGGCUUCCCCUCUAUCCUCAAACUGUGGCCCCUCGUUCUGGACUUCCCCAACAUCGGGAACAAUCUUCCUGCAUCUAGCCUGUCCAAUCCCUUUAGGAUUUUAUACGUUUCAAUCAGAUCCCCCCUCAAUCUUCUAAAUUCCAACGAAUACAAGCCCAGUUCAUCCAGUCUUUCUUCAUAUGAAAGUCCUGCCAUCCCCGGAAUCAAUCUGGUGAACCUUCUUUGUACUCCCUCUAUGGCAAGGAUGUCUUUCCUCAGAUUAGGGGACCAAAACUGCACACAAUACUCCAGGAGUGGUCUUACCAAGGCCUUGUACAACUGCAGUAGUACCUCCCUGCUCCUGUACUCGAAUCCUCUCGCUAUAAAUGCCAGCAUACCAUUUGCCUUUUUCACCGCCUGCUGUACCUGCAUGCCCACUUUCAAUGACUGGUGUAUAAUGACACCCAGGUCUCAUUGCACCUCCCCUUUUCCUAAUCGGCCACCAUUCAGAUAAUAAUCUGUUUUCCUAUUUUUGCCACCAAAGUGGAUAACUUCACAUUUAUCCACAUUAAAUUGCAUCUGCCAUGAAUUUGCCCACUCACCCAACCUAUCCAAGUCACCCUGCAUCCUCCUCACAGCUAACACUGCCACCCAGCUUCAUGUCAUCUGCAAACUUGGAGAUGCUGCAUUUAAUUCCCUCAUCCAAGUCAUUUAUAUUGUAAACAACUGGGGUCCCAGCACUGAGCCUUGCGGUACCCCACUAGUCACCGCCUGCCAUUCUGAAAAGAUCCCGUUUAUUCCCACUCUUUACUUCCUGUCUGCUAACCAAUUCUCCACCCACACCAAUACCUUCGUGCUUUAAGUUUGCACACUAAUCUCCUGUGUGGGACCUUGUCAAAAGCCUUUUGAAAAUCCAAAUAUACCACAUCCACUGGUUCUCCCCUAUCCACUCUACUAGUUACAUCCUCAAAAAAAUUCUAUGAGAUUCGUCAGACAUGAUUUUCCUUUCACAUGACAAUUUCCUAUUAUGACAACCUUAUGUUUCUUGCAACAGUCUGCAAUCUCUUUACAAAUAUGUUCCUCUAAAUCCCUAGGACUGUUGGGUGGUCUGUAACAUAGCCCCAUUAAAGUAGUCAUAUCUUUCUUAUUUCUCAGUUCCACCCAUAACAUCUCACUAGUUGAAUUCUCCAGUCUGUCCUGACAGAGCACUGCCGUGGCAUUUUCCCUGACUACUAAAGUCACCCUCCUCCUUUAAUCCCUCCCUCUCUGUCACAUCUAAAACCCCAGAAUACUGAGCUGACAAACCUGCAACCAAGUCUCACUAAUGCCCACAUCAUCAUAAUUCUAGGAGUUGAUCUAUGCCCUGCACAAGAUUUUGGUGAGACUGCAACGAGACUAGUGUGUACAGUUCUGGUUACACACUUUUGGAGUGAGAAUCAGGUUUAUUUUCAUUAAUGUACAUUGUCUCGUGAAAGAACAUAUUUCACAAAUUAAUGUUAUAAAAAUAAAUAGUACAAAAGACAAAUAAUGAGGUGGUGUUCGUGGAUCACUCAGAAAUCCGAUGAUAGAGGGAAAGAAGCUGUUCUUAAAACGUUGAGUGAAGAUCUUCUGGCUCCGGUACCUCCUUACGGAUUUUAGUAAUGCCAAGCGGGCAUGUACAGAUGGUCAGGAUACUUCAAAAUGGAUGCU